AUGGCUGGCCUCAUAUAUUGGGGAAUCAGGGUCUAUGAGGACUACGAAGACACCACUUAUAGCAACGAAUUUGGUAAGGUUUUAAGCGAGGCACUUGUUGCCGAAAAUGAGGGCGAUUUUGCAAAAGCCUUGAAACUCUAUCGAAAGUGUCUGGUUGUAUGUGAUAACGAGAUGACCUCGGAACUUGACCAGCAUUACACAGGUGCGGUUUUGAAAGUGGCGGAAAUGUUUGAAAAACUCGAAGAUUUUGAUCACGCUCUUGCUGUUUACAAGACACUAAGUGAAUUUAUGGUGUCAGAGAUUGGAAGGCCAGAUUCGAACCUGUCAAAGAAAAAAUUCGACAUGCUGUUACAGCAAUCCAUGGUUGCCACAAUGAGAUACACCAAUCUUCUGAAACCAGAAGAAAAGUACAAAGUCAAGAAAUUGUUACUGGACAAUAUAGUUAUGGCUCAAAGACGGCUGGCGGAACACUACCCUGCAUUCCUAGUUCUCCUUUACGACCAAAUCAACAGAAGCAUUGUUGACUUCCUUACAGCAGCGGAUCCAAGAGUUCCAAAGUUACCUAACGAGCUGAGAAGCAUCGUGAAGGAAGGGUUGGUGGCCCAACUGGCGCCCCAGCCAGGUCCAGACAUGGCUAAACUCCCAAAGGAAAUUAAACUUUUAAUUACUGCUGGUGAUGCUUGGCUACCGUUUGUGAAAGAACUGGUUUCUUUGAGAGACCAAUUUGCAGACAUUUGCAUUUCAGAAGGAAGUUUAGACGAAGCUUCAUUUUACCUUCGUACUAAUCUGUUGCUCAUGCAAAGCUCGAUCGACGAGCCAGGAAAGUUGACCCUUACACUCACAAAAAUGGGCGUUGUUUUGUAUCUCAUGAGUGAGGAAUACGAGAAGCAUGCAAAACUUCUGGAAAACACAGACCAGAUUGCCAUUAUAGACCAAUUAAGCACGCUCGGUUUCAAGCCCAAGCCAGACACAUCCCAAGGUAAAUUCGGAAACGUUCUCAAUAAAAUCAAAGAAAUAAGCUACAAAGAGUCAGAGGCUUCUUUUCAGCAGGUACUCGAACUUACUGGCAUGAUUAGGUCUGCGUCUUUUGGCACAGACACCCAGCUGCCUGAAUUUGUUACUGUCGGUAUGCAUCUUGCAGAGAUGAUAUCCUCCACAGGUCUGGCAAUGCACAUGUUGAGGGAGAAGAAGUAUGCUGAGAGCAAGAAGCAUUUUCUGCGGGCCCGUGUGCUUGCUCUUAAGUACGACGUGGACGAUUAUCUCAAGGACAUUGACUUCCAUCUUGAGGAGCUCAAUUCUAAGAUGCCAUAA
Messenger RNA from Ogataea parapolymorpha DL-1, 1311 nucleotides. RefSeq lists its product as uncharacterized. Gene Ontology annotation, molecular function: misfolded protein binding. Gene Ontology annotation, cellular component: i-AAA complex. NCBI's taxonomy places the organism in Eukaryota, Fungi, Ascomycota, Pichiomycetes, Pichiales, Pichiaceae. Bases 1 to 1311 code for a protein of 436 amino acids. The record is from RefSeq and is a predicted model, not a curated record. Gene Ontology annotation, biological process: protein quality control for misfolded or incompletely synthesized proteins. The transcript has a single exon.